CUCACUUUCUAUCCGUCGAAGCUCUCGCUGUGCGAUACGUUUUCUCUCUUGUUGCUCGUAUCUUCCUGUAGGUCUUUUGCAAAAACUCCGGCAAGAGCAAUAGGCAGGUAAACACUUUGCGUGUCCCUCGACCUGCCAUUUAAUCAAUACAUAUGGCUUGGCAUGCUAGCUCCCCUCCCAUCGGCUGUCCUCCAAAGAUUCACCAUUAUCGUGUUCGAGAUCAUCUUGUACUCUGUCCAGAGCCUUUGUGUGACAAUCUGCAUCGCUACCUGCUUGACACCUUUCCUGCGACUCUGCAUCAUCUUACAAGAUCGUGGCUGGUGCUCGUCGCUUUUGGCGGCUAAACACUGCAAGGCCUCAGCCUUAGCACUGCCAUCCACCUGUGCCUGCCAUUUUACGAGCCUCAACAUCACUACCUCUCCAACACCCACAUUUGGACACACUCGUUCGGUCAAUCAUCUACACACUCGCUGUCUUUUGGAGUCAAACAUCCUAUCCAAAUCAUCUCCACGAAACACAAAUAUACGUCGUUGGCUUCUUCGUGCCGUACACCAUCCGUUGCCCAGCCGCCGACGUUCAAGACGAUCGACUGUUCGCACGCCGCUCCCUCCAUAAACAAAACUUGCAUUUCUGGCUACAUCCGACUGUACAUGGUGGGCAUCCGCGCGUGAAUGCAAUGCGCUACACUACCUUGAGCGCGAACCGGGCCGAUAGUGUUCGAUGGUACUGGCGAACCUUAGCUAUAUGUGCUGCGUGCCUCAUUCUUGGGGGGUACGUUAUAAUGGACACAGUCUAGGAAUAUCGACUGACUUUACAGCUUUCUUGUGGUUCCCUCUGCAUUUG
This is a messenger RNA of Aureobasidium subglaciale EXF-2481, 843 nucleotides long. RefSeq lists its product as uncharacterized. The transcript has 2 exons. The record is from RefSeq and is a predicted model, not a curated record. NCBI's taxonomy places the organism in Eukaryota, Fungi, Ascomycota, Dothideomycetes, Dothideales, Saccotheciaceae. Bases 163 to 615 code for a protein of 150 amino acids.